AUGGCCAGGGAUACUCGCUCACCAUCACCUGUAGGCAGCACGUAUUCUUCGUCGAAACGAAGCCGGAGAGGCGAUGAUAAUUACGACAAGGGCAGACGCCAUGAUGUGAAGGGAUAUCGGAGGUCCCGCAGUCCCGAGCGACGCCAUCGUGACCGAGGCCGGGACCGGGAUAGAGACCUUUACCGACACCGAGAUCGCUCUGUUGAUACUCGAGACUCUCGUAACAAUACCUCGUAUCGCCCCAGAAGAAGCCGUUCGCGCCCCAGAUACCGUUCUCGUUCACGAGAAGACAAUCGUGGCUACCGAUAUCGAAGCAGGAGCAGAGACAGGACCUACCGGAACAGACGAGAUGAUUCUCGUGAUCGUGGUGGUAGACGAAGGGAUAGCUCUACUGACUCCAGGCGUACUUCUCGACGGGAUGGGAGUAGAGAUCGAGACACGAGGGAGUCUAGCACAAAGUCUCGUGAGAUAUCCAAGCAGACACCUGCUGCGGCUCCUGCUCAAACUGAUGAACAAAAGAAGGCUGAAAGACUAGCAAAGUUGGAGGCAUGGAAGCAGAAACAGGCAGCGGAACGUGAACGAAAGCAGAAUGAACUAGCUGCAAGCGGACCAAGAGGCAUCCUUGAUGAAAUUGAUAAAAAAGUCGCUUUAUCGCGCGGUGCAACCACGACUACCACCACGUUCACAGCGCCGACUGCCAGCUCCGAUACAACUGGUGCAGCAAGAGUUACGGAUACGAAAUUAACCCCGACCCCUGAGCAGCUUAAGAAAACAGCAGUGGCUUCCGGUAGUACUAAAGUGUCUGAAGCCUCUACUCUUUCAUCUGCAAGUGCCGUGGCUAACAAAUCUGCAGUUGGUGCCAGCUCAUCCUCCGUUGCUGCGCCUCUUAAAACGUCAGGCAAUCUCAGUGGGUUUGGUUUAGGAACCAAAGGUCUCGGCGAUUCAAGUAAAUUAAGUGUAAAAAGGACACUGAAUUUUGGUGACGAGGAAUCCAAAGGCACAAAGCUUUUAAAGCUGCCUGACUCUUCCCUAGAGGAGUUUACAACUGACACUGCCCCGCAAGACGGUGAUGACGAUGACGAUGAUGACACUGUUAUGCAAGACGGAGGCACCGAAGAGGAGAACGCCGCUGCUGCAAGGGCAGCCGCAGAAAGACGUGAACAGAACCGCAUACAACCUGAACCACCUUCAGAAGAAGAAAAGCCUGAAGAGCCUCAGUCAAAGGAACCUUCCAACGAUGUUACCAUGGCCGACAGCGGGGCUGACGCAGAGGCAGAUGAAGAUGUUGAUCCGCUGGAUGCUUUCAUGUCCAAUUUAAAACAAAGCACAUCGACACCGAAGCAGAAGAAUAUCAAAACUUCUAGUUCAAAACUUCAGCAACCGGAAGCUAUGUUUGGAGACGAAAAUGACAUCAACAUGGACCCAGUCGAGCCGGAAACGGACGACUUUUUCGCGUUGGCUAAUAAAUCAAAACGCAAAAAGGAUAUACCCACUGUCAACCAUUCAAAGGUAAAUUACGAGUCGUUUCGAAAGAACUUCUACACUGAGCCUGUUGAUCUUGCUGGCCUGACUGAGGCAGAGGUUGCCAAUAUACGGCUAGAGCUAGACGGGAUAAAAGUCCGAGGCGUUGACGUCCCGACACCCGUUCAGAAAUGGUCUCAGUGUGGUUUAGGUGUCCAAACCCUAGAUGUUAUACGCAAACUAGGCUAUGAAGGACCAACCUCAAUUCAAUCUCAGGCUGUCCCGGCAAUUAUGUCCGGUCGGGAUGUAAUAGGAGUGGCAAAAACAGGCUCCGGAAAGACCAUUGCUUUUCUUCUCCCUAUGUUCCGGCAUAUUAGAGACCAGCGACCGUUAGAGAACAUGGAAGGUCCAAUAAGUCUUAUCAUGACCCCGACUCGAGAGCUUGCCACCCAAAUUCAUAGGGAAUGCAGGCCUUUCUUGAAGGCGUUGAAUCUUCGGGCUGUCUGUGCAUACGGAGGAGCACCGAUAAAAGACCAAAUUGCGGAAUUAAAACGGGGCGCGGAAAUUAUAGUCUGCACUCCGGGCAGAAUGAUUGACUUGCUUACUGCAAACUCGGGGAGAGUGACGAACCUGCGAAGAGUGACGUAUGUGGUCCUUGAUGAAGCUGACCGUAUGUUUGACAUGGGAUUUGAGCCUCAAGUGAUGAAAAUCCUUGGAAACAUUCGGCCCAAUCGUCAAACUGUUUUAUUUUCCGCCACCUUCCCUCGAAACAUGGAAGCGUUGGCCCGAAAGACCCUGUCAAAGCCUAUUGAGAUUAUAGUUGGCGGAAGGAGCGUUGUCGCGCCGGAGAUCACGCAGAUUGUUGAAGUUCGAAACGAUGAUGCCAAAUUCGUUCGUCUCCUGGAAUUACUAGGAAAUCUUUAUUCCGAUGAUGAGAAUGAAGACGCUCGUACGCUGGUGUUUGUCGACAGGCAAGAAGCUGCGGAUCGCUUGCUACGUGAUCUGAUGCGCAAGGGUUAUCCGUGCAUGUCGAUCCACGGUGGAAAGGAUCAAAUUGACCGCGAUUCAACGAUCGAUGAUUUUAAGGCGGGCAUAUUUCCCAUUCUCAUUGCCACGUCAGUAGCGGCGCGAGGGCUUGAUGUAAAGCAGCUCAAGCUUGUCGUUAAUUAUGAUGCUCCAAACCAUCUUGAGGACUAUGUUCAUCGAGCAGGUCGUACAGGGAGAGCGGGGAAUACCGGGACAGCAGUUACAUUCCUAACAGAAGACCAAGAGCGGUAUUCCGUUGAUAUCUCCAAAGCCCUCAAGCAAAGUGGUCAGCCGGUCCCUGAGCCCGUUCAGAAAAUGGUUACUGCAUUCCUGGAUAAAGUCAAGGAAGGCAAAGAGAAAGCAAGUGGAUCUGGAUUUGGAGGUAAAGGGCUGGAGCGACUUGACCAAGAACGUGAUGCUACUCGUAACCGAGAGCGGAAGACGUAUAAAACUGGAGAAGAGGGCGAAGAUGAAGAUAAGGAGGAAGAAAAGAAAGAAAAAGAAACUGACCUGUUCAGCAGAGUUGCAUCGGCCGUUCAGUCCUCCACCGCAACUCCAGCCUUGGGUACACCUGGUGGUGUGGACCUUGACGGGAAAAUCACCGUCCACAGGACACAGAAAGAGACAAGCUCAUCUUCUGGCAAGAAUACACUGGAUAAAGUAGGUUCUGCUGUUGCAGACAUCCAUGCUCGACUUAACAAGGCUGGUGUCAUGAGAUCCGGUGUACCGAUUGAUAACAAGGGCCCUGAUGCGGGAGCUUUCCAUGCCACCCUUGAGAUCAAUGACUUCCCACAGAAAGCUCGAUGGGCCGUUACCAACCGGACCAAUGUUGCUAAAAUUCUAGAAGCAACCGGGACCUCGAUCACCACCAAGGGCAGCUUCUAUCCAGCAGGAAAGGAGCCGCAACAGGGCGAGAAUCCUAAACUUUACAUUCUUGUUGAGGGCGAUACAGAGCUGGUAGUUACCAAUGCCAUGCGAGAGCUGAUGCGAUUAUUAAAGGAAGGGACCAUUGCAGCAGCUGAUAGCGAUGCCAGGGCGCCGUCUGGCCGCUACAAUGUUGUAUAA
Messenger RNA from Nannizzia gypsea CBS 118893, 3552 nucleotides. RefSeq names its product pre-mRNA-processing ATP-dependent RNA helicase PRP5. Gene Ontology annotation, cellular component: nucleus. The record is from RefSeq and is a predicted model, not a curated record. The transcript has 5 exons. Lineage: Eukaryota; Fungi; Ascomycota; Eurotiomycetes; Onygenales; Arthrodermataceae. Bases 1 to 3552 code for a protein of 1183 amino acids. Gene Ontology annotation, molecular function: RNA helicase activity; nucleic acid binding; ATP binding. Gene Ontology annotation, biological process: mRNA splicing, via spliceosome.